AUGAAGAUCGAACAAAUGAUGGGAGACGGUCAUCCAGAAGAAUAUGACUUUGAUGUUGAUGAAGAUAGGACAGAGGAGGAAAUUGCGCUUCCCGUCCCAAUGGAAGCUGACCAAACAACUUUAACGCUGCGAGAAAUUUUGCAACGGCUCAUUAAAUUGGAGGAAGCACAAGAAAUGAUGCUAGAAAUCCUGGAACGGCUUGAGGAACAACUUUUGCGAAAGGAGGCUAAGAUGAGAUGGUUUGAGAAUUCAAUAAAAGAGUUACUUCAACGCGUUCCUCCAGAGAAUCAGAGUGAUUUGGAAUAA
Necator americanus (New World hookworm) is the source of this 306-nucleotide messenger RNA. RefSeq lists its product as uncharacterized. The record is from RefSeq and is a predicted model, not a curated record. The transcript has 2 exons. Lineage: Eukaryota; Metazoa; Nematoda; Chromadorea; Rhabditida; Ancylostomatidae. The coding region runs from base 1 to 306 and encodes 101 amino acids.